CGAGAAUCUAAACGGACAUGUCAGAAAUGAAAAUAAUGAGGUUUCCAAACGCUGUGUAUUCUGUGUGUUUUACUCAAACUUUUACCUUUGUACUUUGUCAGACUACCAGCAAUGAAGGCCAGUGUGGACCCAGUUCUUGCUGUUCAGGCUUCCAAAUGAAAGAUGGCUUUUGCAGAGUUUGUGAAGAUGGUACAUAUGGAAAAAACUGCAGCAAACCUUGCCGAGAAGGUUACUUUGGACGUCUUUGUAAAUCAAAUUGUUCCUCACCAUGCAAGCUUACAUGUGAUAAAGUCACAGGGCAAUGCAAAAACCAUACGUCUAUUUAUAUCAAUAGUUUGGAGAACUUCCUUAAGAAUAAUUCCUGGGUUUUAGCUAUUGUUUCUUCCGUUCUUAUGAUUUUGUCCUUUGGAUGCAUUGCAUUUCUGUUCUGCUUUCAUGUGUGUCGAAAAAGAGAAGACAUGCCAUUGAUUUCAGAACGAAAGCAAAGAAAUGUCCUAGCAGGAUCUGUAAAACAAGGAAAAUACACUCCACGUCGAUCAAAGAAAAUCCUGAAAGGAAACGUAGUUUCACUAACCUUCAGAGAUGAAGAUUCAGGAAGAAACAGGAACCCAAAUCAAAUGAUAGAAAUCAGUACUGAAAUUAAAGAAUUCUCAACAGAUAGUAUUCAUGAUAAGCAGAACGAAUCAGGUCGGGAAAGAAAAAACCCUAGUGAUAAGAAGCCCCAGUAUCGGUACAGCCUAGCUAAAACAUUCGAAAUCACAGAGGAAAUAGAUAUAAGUCAGGAUUUGUCGGAAAAUGAGGUCAUUUUUGAUAGUGACCAUGAUGUUGAAUAUGAUAACACGAGAUUCCAGAAGACAGAGUGAAGCAUUGGAAUGGUCAACGAGUUCCUGGGAAAAAAAGUCAACACGUUUUAUAGUGUUCAAAGCCUAAGUUCAUAAAAGAGGAUUUCUGUAAAAUGCGUUAAUUAUCCACUUUUGACCUUUAAGCUUAGAUACUUUAACUUUUAGUUCAAAGUGUCAUA
Molecule: messenger RNA, 1021 nt
Organism: Saccostrea cuccullata (small rock oyster)
Lineage: Eukaryota; Metazoa; Mollusca; Bivalvia; Ostreida; Ostreidae
Exons: 6
Coding region: 18-863 (281 amino acids)
Molecular function (GO): scavenger receptor activity
Source: RefSeq, a predicted model, not a curated record